Messenger RNA from Aphidius gifuensis, 1796 nucleotides. RefSeq lists its product as uncharacterized. NCBI's taxonomy places the organism in Eukaryota, Metazoa, Arthropoda, Insecta, Hymenoptera, Braconidae. The record is from RefSeq and is a predicted model, not a curated record. Gene Ontology annotation, biological process: SCF-dependent proteasomal ubiquitin-dependent protein catabolic process. Bases 167 to 1567 code for a protein of 466 amino acids. The transcript has 4 exons. Gene Ontology annotation, cellular component: SCF ubiquitin ligase complex.
AUUAGCAAAAUUGUUUAAAUAAUAAUUGCACGUGGGAAUUAACUUCGGGGUAAUUAACAAUUACAUUAAAUAUCAUUCCUAUUCCAUUUACGUGCAUCAAAAAAUAACACGGUACGAAGUUCAAUUAAUUUUAUAUUUUGCAAUAAAAAAUAAAUAAGACAACCUCAUGGAGAUUGAUAUGGAGACUGAUACAAGUCAGCCGGUUGAAAAGUUGGAAAAACAAACUUUAAAUGUCAAGGAAAAUGUAACCUCACUUCCAAGCAGAAUUAUAAAUCUUGAUGAUGUGAUAACAAAAAAGAUGAUUGAAGAUGCUGAAAAAGUUUCUAAUGAUUGGUUAAUGAAUUUUGUAAGGGGUGGGAAAGACUUAAAAGUACCGCUGCAUAGAGAACUUAUGAUUGAGAUGCAUUCACUAUUUUAUAAACGGCCACAACUCAAAAAAAUAUGCAAAAAUAUGGAUAGUGAACUUGUUGUUUCAUGCUUUACUAAGUAUAACUUUCAGGCGUCGCAUGCAUAUGUACCACCUAAGUAUAAUCAUUUGAAAGAUUUCGGUGAUUUAAAAUAUAUAAUUCAAUCCUUUGGAUAUAAUUUAACGUGCCUUGAUGUAACACAAUUUACUUUUUCUCAAAUAAUGCCAUUGAUUAAUACCAACUGUCCAAGUCUUAAGCAACUUGAUGUAGCAUUUAAAGAAAUAAAAGAUAAGCAUUUUGAAAAUGUUUUUUCUAAUAUGCAUAAACUUGAAGAUCUAUCGGUUAUGUGGCAAUGUGAAAAGUCAACGCUGCCAAUGACUUUGGUCAAGUCAUUAGAACAAAUUGGUGGAACCUUGAAACGGUUACAUUUUUCACGUUACAUGAAUGAAGCUACCUUCUUACCAGAUUCAUUGGCUCUGGUACUUCCUCGACUAAUCGCUUUAGAAGAUUUAAAUAUAUAUAAUUUUCAUCUAAGUGCACCAUUGGUCCAGUCGAUAGGUGAAACUAACAAUUUAAAGUUUCUAGUCUUUAUACCACCGACUAAAUGUCCAAUUAUUAAUGAAAAAAUUGAUAUGUAUCCUAUUGGAAAUUUAAAAAAUCUUGAAACGUUAUACAUUCCAUGGGAUCGAGAUGGUACAGAUGAAUUUCUAAUAAAUCUUUGUAAUAAUUCAAAGAAACUGCGAUCCAUAGGUAUAAUCGGAACAAAUAUAACCGAUGAUGGUAUGAUCGCUCUCAAUAAUUUGAGUCAAUUAACAGGUUUCGAUUUUGGUUUAGCUAAAUUGAAAAAGACUAAUAAUUUUAUCACUGAUAAAUCAAUUGAAUGCUUAUUUAAUGAAAAAUUGGAGACUUUAAAUUUAUUAAAUUUCACAAAAAUUUCUAACAGAUCAGUGAUCAAAGCUUUUGAAAAUUUACCAAAUUUAUCAUGUUUAUGCGUUGAAAAUACAAAUGUUACUAUUGAAGUUGUCGAGGAAUUAUCUAAAUUAACAAAAUUCCAUAAAGAAAAACUACGUGUAUAUGUUUCUUUUGAAGAUUGUAAUGGUAUUUUUAAAUCAUUAAUGGAAUCACAUAAUGUAGAAUUUGUGUCUACAUCUAAGGGCUAAUCAAUUAUUUAUAUCUCUGGAUCAUAACUUAAAACUACUUGACUUUUGUUUGUUAAAAAAAACGUGUGGUGCUUUCUUGUCAUAUAAUAAGAAAAAAUCGAAAUUCAAUUGAAUUAACUACUAGCUUAUAAUAUGACUAUUGUAUUGAUCCCUAUAUAACAGAUUAUAUAGCCAAUAAAUAUUGUAAUAAUAAUUUAAUAAAAAAUAAAUAAUAUGUUCUAAAUUCUAA